CCGCCGGUGGCAGCAGGGAGGUUUCCUGCAGCCGAAGGGGGCAGGGAGGAAGGGUGCCUGUCCCCAGACAAAAGGGCCCUUGUCCCGCCGCGGGGACAGGAGGGUCGCAGGCGGCAGCGCUGAUGUGGCAGCGGGCAGGGGCGGGAGCCGCGCUGCCCGCGGGAUGAGCGGGCGCUGCCCCCUGAGCCCCGGGGAGCCCCGGCGGCGGCGGGGCCGGGCCGUGACGUGGCAACUUCCGAGGUGAGUCCGGCUGCACCUUCACCGGAGAGCCAGCCCGCCGCUCGUCCUGCUCGCCCCGCCGGCAGCUUCCCAGCCCCGCCGCUGGAGACGAUGAUUCCCAGGCAGCAGGGACGCCCAGGUCACCCCGCUGAGCCAUGAAUGCCUCGGUGCCCGGCAGCCAGCUGAGACAGCCCGAGCCCCAGGACGUGGCCGCCUUCACCCCCGUCUCCAUCCUCAAGAGCGUGACGAAGAGAUCGGACGCGCUGCCCAUGAUCUCGGUGAUCGUCGCCGCCUUCGUGCUGCUGGCCGUGCUCAUCAUCCUGGCCGUGCACUACGGCCCGCAGCUGCGCACCGUGCACAUCACGCUCUACCACGAGCCCAUGCCCCAGCACAUGGACAGCGUGCUCCUCACAGACUGGAGGCAGCUGGGCUCCCUCGGGAUGCUGCCGGGCCGGGAUCUGCCUGGCAUGGGCUCGGCUGGAGUGACCUGCCACUGCUCCUGCAGCCGCCACCUUCCCCACGGGAGUGCUGAGCCCAAUGUCAUCGAGAUCACCUACCUGUGACACAGCCCUGGGCAGGGCUCGAGGGACGUGUCCCACUGGAAGAGCUGGGAUGGGCUGUUCCUGUGUCCUGGGACUCGCUGCUGCCCACACACGGAGCCUGCACCUCCCCAGACCCAUGGCUGACCCAGGAAUGCUCAGCCAGGAGGUUCAGAACCCCUCACUGGCCCCCAAAAGUCCAGCCCAGGGGUGCCACUGUCCCCAGGCUGGAGCUGGGUCCCAGCCUGGGCUCUGGGGCCACCUCAGCCUACAUGGGACAGCUUUAGCAUCUCUUCUGGUUUUACCUGUCCUGGUUUUACCUGUCCCACACUGCCUGGGAGUGGCCAGCAGAGCUGCCUUGGUCCUUGCUCCAUCUGGGGAGCUCUGGGGCUGUGCUCAGCUCAGCUGUAGCUGGAAGUUGCAUCAUCUGGAAUUGUUUUCCAGUGAAAGAUGUUUCCACACUCACAGUGCCCUCGUUGCACUGUUUAUAGGGUGCAGAGAAGCUUCCAGCCCUUCUUUGCCUCGUGUCACAGCCCCUUUUCCCACACUGGGGAGUGGAACAUCGUCCUGCCCCUGCCAGCUCCCCCAGCCCCUCGGGCAAACAGCCAGAGGAGAGGAAGGGAGAGGAUGCCGCUCCUGAUUCAGUGUUGAGUGGAGCCAGUGACAGGGGACAACAUGUCCUGUCCCCAGUGGAGGUGGGUGAGAGAAGAGCUGUGACACAGCAGAGGCAAGAGAGGUGAUAAUGGCACAUCACAGCUGACUGAACAUCUGGAGGUGUUGGCACCAGAGGGGUUCACGUGGCUUGGGCAGAGCCCGCAGCAUCUCUGUGCAAAGGGAUGGGGAGACCUGAGGUCACCCUCACUGUGGUCACCCUCACUGUGGUCACCCUCACCGUGGUCAUCUCUCUGUCCCCAUCCCCAGCUGCAGUCCCAAGGAGGGAGCAAUGGUGGGGUUGGCAUCCUCGGUGGGGUACUUCUGAAGUUGCUCUGUCACCCAGGGGAGAGCCUUGUUGAGGUGGCACAGAGGGAUCAGGAGAGGUGAAACCUGAGCCCUGCAGGCUCCUGGGGGGUGUCAGAGCAUGGUCCCUGUUCAGCCCUGGGGUCUCUGCUCCUGGAGGCACUGGGAUCUCUUCAGUCCCAGUUUCUCCUCCCGUGGUGGAUGCAGGACCUCGGUGUCUGCAGUGCCUGGGGAGAUCUGGGAUCCCCUACAAGGGUUUACUCUGCUGGACAGCCCCAGAAGUCAGGGUCCAGCUCCCAGCUCUCCCACUCUGGAAAAGCCAGGUCUGUCUGCCCUCAGAUCCCUGGCACAGAUCCCUGUGGGCACAGCUGGACAAGAGAUGGGCUUUACCUGUUCCUCCAGGUGCUGGAGGUAUUCCCAACAUGGCAGAUGCUCCAGGAUCCCUCCUCCCACUUUCCUUCCAACCCUUUUCUUGCUUUAAAGCUGAGUAGUGGUUGGACUUGCUGGAAACUUUUUGUCUCCACAACAAAUAUAAUUUAUAUUGCUUUUUGGGAGAGUUGUUUUCUGUUUUGAAUUUGUUCCCAAUUGUUUUCCAGGGCUGAUAGGGCAUUAUCAGCUCUCCCAUACCCAUGUUAGAGGAGAUAACAGCUGUCAUUUCCACUGAAAAUCAUUGAGUCCUGCUCCCUUUUCCAUGUCAAAAGAGGGCUUCAUUUGCAAUGUGUACAUCCCUAACAGCACCUCUGAGGAGAUAAUCACCUCUAGGGACUUCUCCUAAUUAAGAAAUGCUCUCUGUGAGGGUGGGCAGGCCCUGGCACAGGGUGCCCAGAGCAGCUGUGGCUGCCCCUGGAUCCCUGGCAGUGUCCAAGGCCAGGCUGGACAGGGCUGGGAGCAGCUUGGGACAGUGGGAGGUGUCCCUGCCAUGGCAGGGGUGGCACUGGAUGAGCUUUGAGGUUCUUUCCAACCAAAACCAUUCCAUGAUCUCUUUAAAUGACAACUGUUGGUUGUGGUCACCCCCACCAAGAGCUGGAGAAACCCCCUUGUAACCCUCGCAAGAUCUACACUGUGACACCCAGAGAGGCUGCACCCUGCCCUUGGGGACAUCAGCCGCUGUCACCUGUCCUGGGUGAGGCAGCAGGGUUGUCCCCAGCUUUGCUGGCUGUGUCAUUCCUGCUCAGGGAGCAGCUCUGUCCAGCACAAAGCCUUUAAUUAGAGGAACAGGAGCUUUCCUGGCAGCCCCCUCUGAAGAACACCCACAGCAGGGAAACAUCGGGUUUGGAGAGAAAAGAUUAAAAACGUCUAAAUAUUAAUAAAGAGAGAGACAAAAUGGGUAAUUAUUGCUGGCACUUAUUGAUUUGCAGCCGCUGGGGACUUGUAAAGGUCUGAUUUAUGUCACAGUGUGCCGUGGCCCGGAUCCAUCACUUACCCUGUGCGGCACAGGGAACCCACCCCGGGCUGUUGUUCAGGUGUUUUGGGCUGUCAAACUAAAAUCAAAUCAAACUGGCAGGGAAAGGUGGUGCUGCUGGGUGCCCCAUGCCCCCAUCCUGUCAGCAGCCCCUUCUGCACUCUGGAAAGAUCCAGAACCGAAGCUCCAGCCUUGGGGAGCUCUUCCACGUGUUUCAUUUGCAAACAGAAAUUUAGAUGCAAGCUUUUGGAGCACAGGAACGGAAUUACUGUAAGACUUAGAAUAGCAAAUGAAAUCAUACAAGCGAGCGACAAUAUGCUGCCAGCUUUCUCCUCCAGAAGGACAUCAAGGGUCAGAUCUCAACUCAUUGCUUUCUCCCACACAAUAAAACAUCAUUUUUACAGCUUCUCCUCGUUUCUCUUUGGCCACCUCUCCCUCUCUCUGCUCACAGAAUUGCUUUUUGUAGCACCGGGCUUUAUAAAACACGUCAGGGUCCUGGAGCAGCAGAGCCGUGCAUGACAUUACCAUAACAUUAUUCCUCUCUAUUCACACACCCAGCCGGGCCCAAUUUACUUCACUUAUAACUUUCUUCCCCUCCUUAAUAAUAAUCCUUUUAUGAGCACGGAGCAACAAUAACUCUCCUUAUCAUCCCCUCCGUGCAGGGCAGCUCCUGGAGCCUGGCAGGCAGGAGCUGCUUUGCUCAAAACCAGGGUUUUUUUUGCCUGGGGAAGCUUUCAGGAGCUGCUGCAUCGAUAAUUAACUCUGUCCUCAUCAAGGAUCGCCUGCACCCCCUUUUAUUUCCUUCCUAAUUAAGGUGUUGCCCUGCCGGAGGGGAGGCACCUUUAUAAUCCCCCAGAGAGGGUUUAGUGGGGGUACAGCGGGGUUUGGGGGAGACUCUGCUUGUGAUGCUGCAGAGUUGCCUAAAAUCGAGUAAAACCCAGGGCAAUACCCUAAAAUCGUGUAAAAGCGAGGAAAAUAUCCUGAAACUGUGCAAAACCGGGGAAAACGCCCAAAAAUCGUGUGAAACGGAAGGAAACACCCCAAAACCGUGCCAAACUGAGAGAGGCACCCAGAGCACCCGCUGAGGAUGGAGGGGAGGCAGCGUCCCCGCAGGGCUGGGGGCAGCGGAGCCCCCGGGACCGUGCGCGGGGGGAAGGGUGGGCGCAGCCCCUCUGUGGGGAGACUUUGGGGGGCUCAGCACCCCCAGGCCCUCGGGCUGCACCGGGGCCAGGCGGGGCCAGCGGCGGAGGCCAGCGCGGAGCAGCAGUGGGCUCUCGUGGUGGAGCGAUCCAACUGCACAGCGCAGGCACCGCCGGGGCUCCGCCCGCCCCGGCCCGCCCCGGCCUCGGCAGGCCCCGGGGGCUCCGCCAAGGCACCGCAAGGAGCCCGCAGGGACACGCGGGUGAUCCUUGGUGAGGGAGGGGGAGCAGCCCAGCCCAGGCGGGAGCGGUGGCGCUGGGGGUCACCUUCAGCCGGCGGUGGUUUUACGGAGAUGAGCUCUGGGAGAGCCAGAUCACCCCAAGGGAAGGUCCCUCCACCUCUUGCAGACCUCUGUGCCUGGUGUGAGAGGGGGAAUCGCGUCCUUCCUCCUGAGAAGGGGCCCCCAGGAGCCUCCCAGGUCCCUGCAGGCAGCUGAGGACGGGGAAGGUUCUGGGCUCCCUUGUGCAGCUGCACCUCACACACCUCAUGCUCAGGGAGGAAUUGCUGUCCCGCUGAAAAGGGAGUGACACUUCUAGAGGAGCAAAGGCUGUCCUUGAAGGGCUGAAAAUUCAGAAUCACAGAAUAUCCACAGUUGGAAGGGAUCCACAGAGGCCAUCCUGUUCAGCCCUGGCCCUGCACAGACACCCCGACAGUCCCACCCUGGGCAUCCCUGGGAGCAGUGUCCAAGCCCUCCUGGGGCUAUGGCAGCCUCAGCCACUGGAAGGGGCUUUAAAGUCUGCCUGGAGUCUCCUCUUGUCCAGGUGAACAUCCCCAUCUCAGCCUGUCUUCAGCAGAGAAGACUACUAGGUUUGAAAAAGCCUCUUCGCUCUCAUUCCAAGCCGCCCUCCGCUCCCUGCUGUGUCAUGGCACAGCUCCUGGUCCCAGGCUAACACCGUGUCAGCCCAAAAUGACAAAGUUUGAAGAUCUCCAGCUGUGCAGUGGAGCUGAAAAUAACCUGGUGGUGCUGCUCUCUGCCAGGUGAUGGACAGGGAGGGGGGUGCCUCCAGCACAGCUCUGCACCCCUGGGAGCUCGGGGUGUGCCCGUGUCCUGCUCUGGAGCCCAGAGAGCUGCAGAGGAGCUGGGUUUGCACUCCUGCAAAUGGCAUUUCCAGCUGCUCUGGGCACUGCCAGCAUCGGGCAGGAGCUGAAGGAAGCAUUGCACACAGUGGAAGCAUGAAGUGCUGUAAGAAUUCAGUGUAGCUGAGGCUCUUUCUGAGCUUUGCAUGAAAGGGUUCAGGUGCAGUCUAAACCUUAGAGGAGGAAUUUUGUGUUCACAGCCACCACAGUGCCCGUAGAGGUCCUGAAGUACGCCGGGAGCCUGCCGGGGUGUGAACAGGAAACAGGAGGAGACACGUUUUGUUUUUAGCACCAGAUCUCAUUUCCCUGCCUGUGCUUCUGGCAAGUCUCAGCUCGACCUGGUUUUUCUUUCCUAUUUCCUUGCGGUGUUACUUUGUCCAUCUCCCUCCGUGGCACUGAUUUGCAGCUCAGCCAUGCUUUUGCAGCAUCUCCUGCCAGCUGGGGAUGUUCUGAUGGCUGGGGGGUCACAGGCCUGGUCUGUAGGGAUUUAUUCCUGAAGAAUCAUAAAUAAUUCAUGCAGGAGCUCCUCCAGCUCCUCCUGGGCAGGCCAGACCUGUCACCCGUGCUGGGAUCUGUGCAGCCAGUCCGGGGACAGUGCUCAGGGGGGUCACAGCCCAGUGACAGAGACUUCUCCUCCCAGCCUUUCCCUGAGCAAACUGGUGCUCAAAAUCCCACCUGUCUUUGGGGAGAAAAAUGAGUGGUUUGGAGGUUUGGAAUCUUCCCAGCUGAGGGGUGGGGGAUGGCAGCAAGUGGGGUCUGGCAGGUGGGUGAUGGAGUUGGGGGAAUUCACCUCCUGUGGUGCCAGUGAUGGGUUAAACACAGGGCACUCGGGGAGAUUGGUUUGUUCUGCAGCUGGAUUGGGAGGCGAUGGGAGAAGGAAACCCCACGCAGGGCUCCUCGGGGAACCCCCUCAGUCCUGGGGUAUCAGAUUUAUUUCCUUUCCCUUGCGAUGUUCCAGCAUGGUUCUUCUGUUCUGC
Prinia subflava (tawny-flanked prinia) is the source of this 6371-nucleotide messenger RNA. RefSeq names its product small integral membrane protein 33 (gene SMIM33). Lineage: Eukaryota; Metazoa; Chordata; Aves; Passeriformes; Cisticolidae. The transcript has 2 exons. The record is from RefSeq and is a predicted model, not a curated record. Bases 375 to 782 code for a protein of 135 amino acids.